This is a messenger RNA of Dendrobium catenatum, 1887 nucleotides long. RefSeq names its product AP2-like ethylene-responsive transcription factor ANT. NCBI's taxonomy places the organism in Eukaryota, Viridiplantae, Streptophyta, Magnoliopsida, Asparagales, Orchidaceae. Gene Ontology annotation, biological process: regulation of DNA-templated transcription. Gene Ontology annotation, molecular function: DNA-binding transcription factor activity; DNA binding. The record is from RefSeq and is a predicted model, not a curated record. The transcript is spliced from 9 exons. Bases 1 to 1887 code for a protein of 628 amino acids.
AUGAAGUCCAUGAACAAUACCAACUGGUUGGGCUUCUCUCUCUCCCCUCAGCUGGGAAUGGAAGUUGCUCAAGAUCCCCUUAAGCAGACAAAUCUUCAAGCUACUCAUCAAUCUUCACCGGCUAACGCUUCCUCUUUUGUUCCAAGCAACUUUCUUCUUUCUUAUCCCCAUUUCAGCAGCUCUGGCAUUUGCUAUGGAGCUGAUGGAGAGAAUGUAGGGUUUUACUCUCAGCUUUCAUCAGUCAUGCCAGUUAAGUCUGAUGGUUCUCUCUGCAUUAUGGAAGCCUUCAGCAGAUCACAAGAAGGAAUGGUGCCAUCUCCAUCCCCAAAACUGGAAGACUUCCUGGGCUGUGGUCCUAACAUGGGGACCCAUCCGUUUAGCAACAGUGACAGGGGAGCAAUGGCUCUAAGCUUGGACAGUAUGUAUUAUGGACAAAACAUAGAGCACGAGAGCAAUGAAAACCAUUCUCUUGAGCUCUUUCAACAACCUUUCAGGCACCAAAACUACUUUCAGCCAUUGCAUGAGAUGUAUCAGGGUUCAUUGGUCGGAGAUCAAAUGUCCGAUUGUAGAUUCCAAAGCAAUGAAGGAGUUAGUGAUGAAAGAGAGAUGGGUUUUAGCUCUCUUGGAUUACUGAGGCAUGGUGAUCUCAAGCCCUUGAGCUUAUCCAUGAGCCCUGGAUCUCAAUCUAGCUGUAUAACUGCUCCACAGCAGCAGAUCACUUCUGCUUCAGAAAAUGAGCAGUUGGCUUUGGAGCAUUCAAAGAAGAGAGCAAAUGGAAAAGGAGCUGAGAAGCAGCCAGUUCACAGGAAGUCCAUUGAUACAUUUGGCCAGAGAACUUCUCAAUACAGAGGAGUUACAAGGCAUAGAUGGACAGGUAGAUAUGAAGCUCACCUUUGGGAUAACAGUUGCAAGAAGGAAGGGCAGACAAGGAAGGGAAGACAAGUUUAUUUGGGGGGUUAUGAUUUGGAAGAGAAAGCUGCUAGGGCCUAUGACUUGGCUGCAUUAAAGUAUUGGGGACUUGCCACCCACAUCAAUUUCUCUCUGGAGGAUUACCAGGAGGAGCUUGUACAAAUGAAGAACAUGAGUAGGCAGGAAUAUGUUGCACACUUAAGAAGGAAAAGCAGUGGAUUUUCUAGAGGGGCUUCUAUAUAUCGCGGAGUCACUAGGCAUCACCAACAUGGAAGAUGGCAAGCUCGCAUUGGGAGAGUCUCAGGAAACAAAGAUCUUUACCUUGGAACCUUUGGUACACAAGAAGAAGCAGCUGAAGCUUAUGACAUUGCUGCAAUCAAAUUUCGCGGAACGAAUGCUGUAACAAAUUUCAUCAUGUCAAGAUAUGAUGUUGAUAAGAUCAUGGCAAGUAGCACUCUAUUGUCCGGCGAACUUGCUCGAAGAAAUGGAGUUAUCGAAAUUAUCGACAAUGUAGCAUUGACAGAUCAACACAACAGUAGAGAACUUGAUUCUACUGAAGACAACACCAGUGCAUCUGAUUGGAGAAUGACACUCUACCAGUCACCACAGCAAGCUCCAGCAAACUCAGAACCACUGGAUCACCAAUCUAUAUCAGCUAAUGGCAAUCAUCAGAACAGUUCAUUCUUGGCAAAUUUCCAUGGGUUUUUUGGAAUGGAAAGUUGGAGUUCAGAAGAGCAAGGCAUGGAGAAUAAUCCCAACAGAAUGAAUACUGUAUCUUUGGCGACUGGUGACUCGAGCAGCUCAAGGGAACGAAGCACAAGCUAUGGUGUUCUUCCUAUGGCCUCGAUGCCGCCUCUGUCGACCAAGUUUGUCGGUCCUACAACGCAACUGAUUUCCUGGGGGCCGACAUCGAACCAGCUUAGGAGUUCAGUUCCUAUGGCUCAAACGCCUGUUUAUGCUGCAUGGAAUGAUGCUUGA